AUGAAAGUAACCUUCAUAAGCAAGGUAUGUAAUUUCAAACAAUUUUCAAAAAGAAAAUUUAGUUACUUAUGCAAUGAUUUAGUUACAGCAACCGAUAGUACUAUGGUCCUUACCAAAUGCUUUACUAACGAAAGUAGUUGUAACGCUACCAACUUUGAUCAACUUCAAACUUGCUCAACUUCCAAGUCAGACGAUAUUAAGCAAUUUCUAUAUAGUAUUCUUGAUACACUAAAUAACGUUCCAAACACCCAAGAAGCUGUUGCAAAAUUGUACACUACGUUGCCUGAAGGCUUUAAAAACAACCUUCAAAAUGUAGCAAAUCCGACUGAUCUUUCUACCAUGUUACAAAAACUAACUCAAGAAACUGUUGCAAAAGGUACUUCUGAUGAUAUUAACGGUGAUAAUAAGGCUGAAGAAGAAAAGAGAAAGCUGAAAGAAGAAGAAUCAGACAAAUCUGUAGACGACUUUGAACUAGAAUAA
Messenger RNA from Bursaphelenchus okinawaensis, 480 nucleotides. The record is from the annotation of a GenBank genome assembly. NCBI's taxonomy places the organism in Eukaryota, Metazoa, Nematoda, Chromadorea, Rhabditida, Aphelenchoididae.